AUGGUAGAAAUAAUGCGAUACCUAACGAAUGUGUGUUUAAAUAACAAUUUGUCCGCGAGAGUACUGUCCUCCGUGUCCUCUCCUGUACCUCUCAUAUGGUUCCGCCGUUCUCUCCCCGACCUGACACAUUCUCUUACACUUCUCUUACCCCUUUUGAUGGCCGUCUAUCCUCUUAGUUUCGCAUCAUUCUCAUCCCCACUCUUUUCUACUGCACAACUCUCCUCUCUUAUGCUGUUUGCUUGCCUGUUGCAACGUCAUUUGCUUCUUCGCUUCACCUCGCCGCUCGCCCACCACUUCCCCGCCCAUCACCCGCCCACAUGCCCCGCCCACUUGCCCGGCCCCACGUGCCCGCCCACUGCCCGCCCAACUGCCCGCCCAUCGCCCGCCCACUCGCCCGCCACUCGCCCGCCCACUCGCCGACCACUCGCCCGACCACUCCGCCCGCCCACUCGCCCGCCCAGCAGUCUUCUUCCCCUGUCACCUACUUGUCCGCUCGCAGUCAUCAGGCCUAUUGGCUUCUCACCUAGAGUCCUGUAUUUUCGCACCGCCCUCGUCACUUCAUGUUUUUGUACUUGCCCGCCACUGGCCACCCCUAGAGUGGAACGUCUGUACGUGUUGUACAAUGAACUUUGGUGGUAUGAUCACAUUAAAGUGCUUCAAAUUUUUUUUUGUGAUGUACUAAUCAUCAAAACAUGGUUAGAAAAUCUUUAUUGUGAAAUGCAACAUGAAAAGAAAGGCAAAAUGUCGGCGGCCGCGAGCAACGGGCCUCACAGCGGGAAGCCGCCUGAGAAGUCAGCCGUCAACGUCGCCUCCAACAGGAUGGCGCGCGGGGAAGCACUGUCUGGGGCGGAGUGGACGGAUGAGGCGAGCGGAGGGGGCGGGGCCGCCCCGCCGCGCUACAGCUUCAAGGUGGGAAUCUACGGGUGGCGCAAGCGCUGCCUCUACCUGCUCAUCCUCGGCCUCCUCGUCAUGGUCAUCGUCAACCUCGCGCUCACGCUCUGGGAGGGCAUGGGGCAGCUGCGCAUCGUGGCGGGCGGCGUGCAGCUGCGCGGGCAGGCGCUGGUGCUGGACGCGCUGCUCGCCUCGUCCAUCCGCUCGCGCUACGGGCAGCCGCUGGUGCUCGAGUCCUCGCGCAACUUCACCGUCAACGCGCGCGGCCCCGACGGACGCGUCGCCGGACGAAUCUUCCUGGGCGGGGACCGCGUGGACUGCCUGUCGCGCAGCUUCCGCGUGACGGACGCCAGGGGCGCCACGCUCUUCUCGGCCGACAGCCGCGAGGUGGUGGUGGGGGCGGAGGCCCUGCGCGUCACCGGUGAAGGAGGCGCGAUAUUUGAUGGAACUGUACAGACACCGCUUGUCAAAGCUGAUUCAGGAAAUGAGCUCAGGUUGGAGUCGCCGACGCGGUCGCUGGAGGUGCGGGCGCCGCUGGGCGUGGCCAUCGAGUCGCGGGCGGGCUCUAUCAGCGCGUCCUGUCUCGCCGACCUCAAGCUGCAGUCACUUGCCGGCGCGCUGAUUAGAUGA
Messenger RNA from Gryllus bimaculatus (two-spotted cricket), 1521 nucleotides. NCBI's taxonomy places the organism in Eukaryota, Metazoa, Arthropoda, Insecta, Orthoptera, Gryllidae. The record is from the annotation of a GenBank genome assembly.